GAAAUUAUUGUACAUUCGUCAAUAUCACCAUAUGUGUGUAUGUUGGCUGAUUGGAUAUGAGGAACUGAUUUAUGGCAAUUUAUUCAACUAAUGAAAAGACUACAUUGAAAUACUACAGGCAACAUGGUAUCUGAAAACAUCGAUCUUUCUUAUCUGACGGUUGAAGAAAGGACAACGAUUCUUAAAGUUCUAAACAGAGAUGAGAAAAUCAGAGAAACUGAGGAAAAAAGAGUCAAAAUACUUCGACGAAAGUCAGUGAACUUCGAUAAAAAACAAUUGACUUUUCUGAAAAUAUUUACUGGCGAAUGGAUAAAAGAGGUAGCAACAAGAGGCAAGAACUUCACUCUAGCAGCCAGUGGUCUCGUUAGGACACAUCUCUUAACAACAACCGAAACAGUUACCACUGCACCGUUGGAAAUCAUAGAGACUACGACAGAUAUAAAUAAAGAGAAAAUCAAUACCACGAUCCAAGAACAGUCCAUCAACAGACCCAAGGACACUUCAGUAGUGGUUACCAUAGACGUCAAAGGCAAUGACGUGAAAAUUACAUCCAAAGUUGAUACCACUGCACCCCAAACUUCUCAAAUUGAAAAUUUAGCCCAGGAAAAACAACAAUUAAGCUCCGACGAGCACAUCGAAAAGAAACAGAUAGCCGAUAAGUCGUUCAGCGAAAGCGAAGAAGAAGGUUCUUCAAGUGCGAACGAUCCCAAAGAAACAUCUGAAAUAUCGAAAGAGUCUGAAACGCCACCAGAAAAUAAUUCGAAUGAAGAAGAUGAUGAUAAAGAAGGAAAAAGCAAAAUCGCCGAAUGGUUUUCAGACACGUUCUCCUCAUGGAAUAUUGGAAAGGACAAAAGUGAUGACGACCCCGAUGAAGAGGCGAAUGAAGAAACUAUCGUACCAACAAACGUAAGCAAUGAAAAUGUACCGAAAUCUGUUGGCAGAGACGAGAAAGAGACUAAAGAUAAAUUCGAAAACUUUGCGGACCUAAUAAGCACUGAAUUUGAUUCGACUUUUGCCCGAUUAGACGAAACUGUUGAUAAAAUCACCAUAAAAGAUUACGCAGAAAAUGAGCCGGAGGUCGUUCCUGUCAUUGUUCCAUCCGAAGAGUAUCAACCAGAUUUAUUUGGAAGGUUACUCGCGCAACAAACUGAUUACACACAUACAACGGCGAAACAAGAACAUAUGCAGUAUGAAAAAACACCCAAUAAAAUGAGUCACUUGGGUGAUGAGUUCAACCACGCCGACGUUGACAUAUGUAGAAGUUUGGAAAGCAUCACAGAUGAACCGUGUGAGAUUAACCUUUCAGAUUUACGCUCCGGAGAUACAGUAGAAACAGAAGGAAUUUUGCCAUCUGCAGCAACCAACGAAAUAUCUGCGACGACUACGCCAAAUUUAGAUGUUUAUAUUAGCAAUGUUAUAGAAACCCAACAAACAAUAUCUGCAGAAAAUUUGAUUCUGUCUACUGAUCAAGCAGAGGCAGACAUAAACUCUCCAAUUAAAUCGGAUAACGGUACAUUUUCAUUUGAAAGCAAAAAUACUGAAUGGGUUGAAGACAUUUCAACGUUUGAACAUGUCACUGAAACUAAUAGUGCGAAUGUGUUAGAAAACGCUGAUUUGGCGAAUGCUGACAGUAUUUUUAGCAGUGAUGGCCAUAAUGUCCAAACAACUCCUUAUUUACCAAUACCACUAUACACCGAUAAUUUGGCUCCGACAGGGUCAGUUUCAGAUGAUGGUUCAUACGGAGAUGAUCCUCUUUCUCUUGUAGAAUUUCUAGAUUCCAUACCAUCAACAGAUCAAAGCGAAGUGAAAUUCGAAAACAAAUUUGGCUUCGAAAAACAGUUAUCUAUUGACGAAAUCACAAGUUCGGAAUCGGUAUUGAAUGUGGUGGAAGAUCUUCUGGACAAUGUUGAAAAGUUGCAAUUUGAAAGUGAGUUGGCCGAUGAAAUUUUGACUGAAGACAACGGUUCACAACUCACAAAUCUCUUUAUUAAAGACGAGGCCGAUGAUGACAACAUCAGCAUUCCUGUGAAAGAAAUAUCGGAAAAGUUGUCUUCAGACUCUGGUGAUGUUCACGCUGUGAGUAAUGUAAUCGUUCAUCCGAGCGAACAGGCAGGUGAAAUAACUCAAUCGCAAACCACAAAUACAUAUAAUGUAAUUUCAGAUUCGGCAUUGAACCUUGCAGUCUCUCCAUCUUCUGCCGGAAUUAAAAUCGCUGCACAAUCAAAGGAUCUAACAUUGGAUGAGUCAACUGAGCAAACCAUUGACAUAACGGAUGUCGCUCAAGUACAGGAAGCAUCCACCUCAGCGAACGUCAAUGUAUCUCCUGAACAAACAACAGUGAUUCAAUGUGACGAUGAUGGAAAUGAUUUAUCAUCCGAAUACGACAACACAAGAGCAUAUAAUACAUUUCCACAAUUUGCGAUUCGUUCAGAUGUAGAUACAUCAGAACAAAAGAAAAUUGAAAUCUAUUCUCAAAAAUCCAAUGUUAAAGACAUUCCACAAAACUAUUUUCACGAUGAUAACACCGACUCAGUAUUACACAAAGAACACGAUCCUGAACCAAGUUAUGCUCCAGAAGAUUAUAUCGACUCGAUCGAAAAAAUUCUUGAAAAACAGAAAGAUAUUACCAAUAUUGAAGCUUCGGCAAUUUCUGAACAAUCUCCACAAGGCUCAGUAGAAAUACCCCUGCCUACGACUGUAGAAAGCAGCAGCUUAGUAAUAACAGGUGAAACAAUAUUAGACCAAGAUAUCGAGGAUUCCUCAAGUACAAUUCCUAGCGAAAGCAACAGCCCUGAUAUGCCAACAUACAUGAAAUUUACAGAAUUCAGUGAUAUCAAUUUACCAGACACUGAUUACAAUGCUGGCUUUAAACCUCUAUGCGAAGCAAUAGAAGAAGAAGAUGAAACUCAAAUAGAAGAAUCUCCUAUAAAACCGAAAAUUCCAACAAUUUCUAUAUCAGACUAUGACGAGGAAAAAUACAGAGAAUACAGUGAGCAGUUCGACAGUGAUGAUUCUGAACUUUACAUCAGCGAGGGGAAUGAUUAUGAACAGUACUUUUAUGAUCAACAAUACCAUGUUGAUGAUGAUGACACCAUUCCACAAUAUUCAGAUCCCAACAACGGCGGAUUUGAAUCCCAUCCUGAUGAGGAAGUCAUCCUAGAGGAAUCAUAUGGUUACGAAGCUUCGGAAACUAGUUCACAUACUACUACAGAUGUCCAUGACGCAACUGGUGAAGUCAAAGAUCCGAUAACAAAUUACGAAACUCCCGGUAAUCACGAUUCUGAUAUGAGAAUGAAAAGUGAAUCCGAUGAAGCAUUAACAAGCACGAAAAAAAUUGAAAUUCCUGGAAGUGGACACAGAACAGAAGUGGAAAGUGAUAUUUCAUAUGAUUUGCCGUUUGUAAAUAACAAUACUGGAAUUCUUGAUGCUCAAUCCGAUGACUACAACAUAGUGAUAGACUCUGAAACACUAGAUAUAACUCUUACAAACGACGAUGUCACUUUAACACCUAUCUCGCAUGAUACAUUGUAUAAUGAUACUGGAUUAGUUGAACCAAAUGUUUCCGAGAUAUCAGAAGGAACAAAUGACGACAUGGUAAUAUCAACUAAAAUCAUUGAUAAAGCGACAUCAAUAAUAACAGACGCAAUGUCCAAAGCUAUGGAGAGUUUUCUCGAUGCUGAUCGAAAUGCCGGUGUUCAUAAGGAUUCAGGGGACAUAGCACCAUCCGAUGAAAGCUAUCAAGUCGUUACAAUGUCGUUAAAUAAUGAAAAUAUCAACACACUGGACAUUGCAAACAGUGAAGAAAUUGGUAGGCCAGGUAAUGACUUCAAAUCAACGAAUGAAAACAGUGAUCUCGAGGUUGUAGGUGGGGACAUUCCAAGCUCUAUAUCGUUCGAAACACCGGAAGAUAUUUCUGAUCUCAAAGAAAUAGACAUAUUGACUAAGUCUGAAAACACAAAUGAAGUACAGACGUAUACUGAUCAUUUUACUCUUGAUGACGAAACUGGGAAACCACGUGAUGGUUCUAUGACUGAGAACAUUCACAGUCCGAGUCAUAGACAAAUUGAAUUGAUACAACAACUCGGAGCUGAGUUGGUUGAAACAGUAACGGAAGCUAUCGAAGCACUUUCUGCUGAAGAAUCUUCAGACGAACUUGCAGACGACAAACAAACUGAUAAAACUCUAAGCACUGCAACAGAUAAGUUUGUCAAUGAAAGAAAAGAAUCACAAUCUCCACCAAAAAGCAAAGAAAUAUACAUGGAAUCUGCAAAUGAUUUGGACGUUGAAAACAAAAGAAAUGAUAUAUCCUAUAUUGAAGAUGAGAAUCAAUCUGUAUCUGAAAAUUCUAAACCAUUAGAUGAGACAAUUGACGAUGAAGCAGAAACAAGUGCAAUGCCUAUCUCUACAGCUGUCGUGUUAGAUGAUAUUGCAGCAAAAAUAGUAUUAGAAGCGAUUAUGGAAUCACCCCCUAUUGGAACUAUUCCUGAUACGUCCGAUUCAACAGAAUAUUCCAAUGAAGGGAAUACAUCUGAAACCCAAGAAUUACAUGAUGUUCAAGCCGAUGAUCAAACUGUAAGUCAUGUUUCGAAAGAAACAAUACCUUCCAGUAUAUCUGGAGAUACCAAGCCAGACAAAGACAAUUCUGACAUUCCGGUCACUAUGUUAUCAUUCUCCGAAGACGUGUAUCCAUUAUCUUCAGUUAACACACAAGAAACUACUGAAGACUAUCAUAAACCUAAAUCCGGAGAUAGCGUUACUAUGAAAGAAAAAAAGCCAGCAAAGAAAAUAAAGAGUAUAAAGAUAAAGAAGUCAGGUCAAAGUAUUAAAAAAAGUAAGAUCUCCACAGAUGCAGACAUACAAACAACAACUAGUUCCGAAGACUUGUCUAAUACUGAAAGAAAGUCAAGAGCAUCGACGAAAAGAAAAGUUAUAAAGAAAAAAACUGACGUUGUCGGUAAAAUUAGCAAUGUGAAAUCAAACGAAAAUAAAGAAGGACAUGAUAUUGAAGCUGUGCAAAAUCUUGAAGAAAUUCAAGAGUCUAUCGGUGAAAGUCAGCCGGCAGAAAGUUCAAACAGUGCGUCAGUUGAUGCGCUAGGAGAGUCUCAUAUGGAGGAAAAACCAAAUGAUGUUGAAAAACAAUCUUUGAAUCUGGCUGGUGAUAUUGAUCCAGAUAUACAAAACUCAGACAGAGCACUUGAAAGUGAUGAAAUGCUUUCAUUGGGGGAUAUAUUGUUAGAACUGAGAAUAAACAGUCUCUCUGAUAAAACAAGAACUGUGUCUGAUCCGAUACGUAUAUGUGAUUCUCCAGAAUUGCGAAAUAAAGUAACUCAAGCGGAAACUUCUGUUUUAGGUACAAUGGCUGAAGAUGAUGGUUCCGCACACGUCGCCCCUGAAACAGGCAUAAAUACGGAAAGGGGUGAAAGAAAAGAGACAGAUGGCAUGCUUGCCUUUUCUGGUGAAACUUAUGAUCUUCAACAAGAAACAAUCGAAGAUACGGCUGCUGAAUUGCAAUCAAACACAUUGCAUGACGCUACGUCUGAGAAAGAUUCAGAUGAAAUAUCUGCGAGUAAAUCCAUCGAAUCAGACGAAGUUACUUUCAUAUCCGACACCGAAGGUUCACUUCUAGUGUUGCAAAAGACAGAAACUAAAAAGGAAGAAGAUAUAAAUAAGCACGACAUCGAUAAUGAGUUUGUCGCACAAGAUGCCGAAAAUGUCGAAAGAAACGAGACGGAACAUGAAAUGUUACACAUGCAAUCAAUACCCGAGGAACCUGAUAGCCAGGAUGAAAAUGCUGCUGCGUCAAUACCUCAAGAUUUACAAUACAGUGAACACCCCGUGCUUGCUCCGAUUAAAGAGGAAGAGGCCGACGAAAUAUAUAAGUCAGAAUAUAGUGACGCAUCGAGUUCCAUAACGGAGAUCACAAAAGAUACAAUUUUAUCUGUGACCUCAGUGAAUUUAGAAAACGAACCCUCAUUCCAUAUAGACUCAGCAGACAGAGAUACUUUGCACUCUGCAAUUAAUAUGAGGGAAUUAAUUGAUGAUGAGGAUGACAAACUUUCACUUUUUGACAUCCUGGCAGAACUUAACUAUGAAGCAAAUCCAAUGACUGGGGACUUGCAAGAUACAGAAAAUCCAAUUUUUUUGUCACAAACUGAGGAAAAGAGUGGUGAAAGGAAAGUUUGGUAUUCGGAAGAGAAAUCUACUCAUUUGUCCGCGGAAGAAAAAGAUACGACCUCCGUCGUGCCUGAAUACGACAAUGACAUUACCAGUCAAAAAUUACAUAUCGUUGAACAAGAAGAAAUAAAGUUUGCACCUCAAGAUGUAAACGUCGAUACAACACACGAUAGAUCAGACGACAUAAUAAAAUCACCUCAAGGUACAAUGUACGAAGGCGAAAUAGAUGGAACAUCGCAAAUGCUGAAAGAAGAUAUACCAUUGGUCGAAAAGGUAGAUGACUACUUCACUGGUAAUGUAAUAGACAUUAGUCAAUUCAUUCACGAAGACACCAGGGGUGUCGAAGAAAAUACCGCAUACCAAGAAAGCAUGGGUUUUGAUUACGAUGCUGGCUUUUCAGCUGAUUUCAAUACACAAGCUAAUGAUGGUGAGAUUUCAAAUGUAGUUGCUACGGAGAAUCUCGAAAGUACCAAUGCAAAUAUGGAACAAAAUACCGACUUUGAGAAAACUGAACCGAUUAUUUCCGCUGGUUACCAACAAGAAUUGGUAAAGGAAGUGGAAACCAAUUUAGAAAUGGGAACUGUCAGCCUUGAAAAUGAGACUGCAAACUUAACUCAUACAGAAACAUAUGGCAGUAAUGAUGCAGAAAAAAAAGUUGUUAAAGAUUUUAAAAACUCAGACGAAAAUAUCUCUAUUAACGAGGAAGUCGAGGAAACAGUCGUUGAGAGUAGUUUUACUCCAGUUGGAAUGGGUAUCAACGAAACACACGAAAAUGCAGACACGCUUUCGACGGACGAUUCGAGUAGCGAUCGAAAGCAUGGCGAAAGUGUAGAAAUUGAUGCUACACUUCCUGAGGUGUUGCCAAUAGAACACAAACAUGAGGACGACGUACACGCUCAAGAUAGCUCAAAUGAAGAAGGUAAUAAAAACAAAAAAGAUGAUUGGCUAAAGGCAGCUAGCACUGAAAAUGUAAAUCAAGACCUCGCACUAUCUGUUGAAGAGGCAGUUGAGAAUAUUACUGGCCAUGCUGAGGAAGAUUCAAGCAAAAAUCAAGUGCACGUCAAAAAUGUUGAUAUUGAUACAAUAUUUCCUGAGGAAUCGUCAUUAAAAGACCUCGACGACAGAGAUUUACAAGCAUAUCUCAGCUCCAAGGAAGAACAUGCAAGUGGCGAGCAAGAACCUAAUGUUGUCAAAAUCAUGAAAACUGAAAUGCUACUUGAUAGCACAAAAGAAUCCAAUUUAGAAAAAGGUAAAGUGGAUUUGGAAAAAGAGAAUGGAAGCCUAGAACGUGUUGAUCUGGAUAAAAAUACUAUUGUCAAUGCCAACCAAAAUCUUCACGAAGACAUUCAAAUUUCCACAGAAAAUAUUAUACCUCUCAAAAUAACGGAGGAAACAAAAGACGAAGAUGAUUUCACCAAACUGUCAGUGAUUAACCAAUCAACAAGCGAAAACAUUGUCACUCAAUCAAUGCUAUAUUCAAGUAACGAUCAAAAUGACCGUGAACAUAGAGAUGUUGAUACAACGGAUUCAAGUAAUGAGCAAAUGCAAGUCGAACAUAUAGAAAUUGAGGCAAAUGUUUCCCAGGAGUUUCCAAUAGAGCUGCAAGAUGAUACUGGUAUGCAAACGCAAUUUGGCUCCAAUGAAGACCGCAUAAGCGCCGGGGAAGAAACUGUUUUUUCCCAAAAUAUUAAAACGGAGACAACCACUGAUACCACAAAAUCUGAACGGAAGAGUAGAAAAGUUGUUAAGAAAAUUAAAAAACCGUCAGAAGAUAACAAAAAGUCGGAAUCGUCAAUUAAAAAAGUCUCUGUUCGACGUAAAGUUGUUAAGAAGCCCAACGUUGCAAUUAAACUGACAGAUGCUGAUCAAGAAGAAACUGAAAUUGUUGUUCCGGGUGAUGUUCCAAAUCAACAAGAGUUGGCAAACGUGACAGAACCCGAUUUGGCGAUAACACCUGUUGAUAUGGACAACGAGAUUGAAAACAAAACACAUGUUGAGCUAGAAACAUAUAAUACCGAGCAAGAAAAAUCUUUGUCUGAUGAAGUCAUUAAAGACAAAGAGUUGAUAAAAGAUGAAAAAGCUGAUUUGGAGAUGAGUUCUGUUGACCUGAACAAUGUGACUGAUGACAAAACGCACGAUCAGCUGCAAACAUAUCGCACUGAUGAUGUUAAUCAAAAUCUAGGCCAAGACUUUAAUAUUUCAGCGGAGUCUGCCGCGCCUCAGGAUGUAAAGGAUGAAGCAAAAUUUGACGACAAUUCUACCAUAACCACAGUUGUUAACGACGAAUCAAAUGGAAACGUUACCACAUAUUCGUUAGGUGAAUCAAGUAAUGACCUAAUGCAAGUUGAACAAGACAAAACUGAUACAAAAGUUUUCGAAGAGUUGCCGAUAAAUUCACAAGAUGAUACGGACUUGCAAGCACAAUUUGGCUCCAAUGAAGAUAGCAUAAGCGCCGGGGAAGAAACUGCUGUUGCCCAAAAUAUUGAAACUGAGACAACCAUUGAUACCACAAAAUCUGGUCGAAAAAGUAAAAAAGUUGUUAAGAAAAUUAAAAAACCGUCAGAAGAUAACAAAAAGUCAGAAUCACCAAUUAAAAAAGUCUCUGUUCGACGUAAGGUUGUUAAGAAACCAAACGUUGCAAAUAAACUGACAGAAGAGAAGGUUGACAAAACAUAUAAUGAAAAAGAUGCUGAUCACGAAGAAACUGAAAUUGUUGUUCCGGAUGAUGUUCCAAAUCAACAAGAGUUGGCAAACGUGACAGAACCCGAUUUGAUGAUAAAACCUGUUGAUAUGGACAACGAGAUUGAGAACAGAACACAUGAUGAGCUAGAAACAUAUAAUACUGAGAAUACCACCCAAGAAAAACCUUUGUCCGAUGAAAUCAUAAAAGACAAAGAGUUGAUGGAAGAUGCAGAAGCAGAUUUGAAGAUGAGUUCUGUUGACCUGAACAAUGUGACUGAUAACAAAACGCACGAUCAGCUACAAACAUAUCGCACUGAUGAUGUUAAUCAAAAUCUUGGCCAAGACUUCAAUAUUUUAGAGGAGUCUGCCGCGCCUCAGGAUGUAAAAGAUGAAACAAAAUUUGACGACAAUUCUACCAUAACCACAGUUGUUAACGACGAAUCAAAUGAAAACGUUACCACAUAUUCGUUAGUUGAAUCAAGUAAUGACCUAAUGCAAGUUGAACAAGACAAAGCUGAUACAAAAGUUAUUGAAGAGUUGCCGAUAAAUCCGCAAGAUGAUACAGACUUGCAAGCACAAUUUGGCUCCAAUGAAGAUCGCAUAAGCGCCGGGGAAGAUACUGCUGUUGCCCAAAAUAUUGAAAAUGAGACAACCAUUGAUACCACAAAAUCUGAACGGAAAAGUAAAAAAGUUGUUAAGAAAAUUAAAAAACCGUCAGAAGAUAACAAAAAGUUGGAAUCAUCAAUUAAAAAAGUCUCUGUUCGACGUAAGGUUGUUAAGAAACCAAACGUUGCAAAUAAAAUGACAGAAGACAAUGUUGAUAAAACUUAUAAUGAAAAAGAUGCUGAUCAAGAAGAAACUGAAAUUGUUGUUCCGGAUGAUGUUCCAUAUCAACAAGAGUUGGCAAACGUGACAGAACCCGAUUUGGCAAUUAAACUUGUUGAUAUGGAUAACGAGAUUGAGAACAAAACGCAUGUUGAGCUAGAAACAUUUAAUACUGACAAUACAGACCAAGAAAAACCCUUGUCCGAUGAAGUCACAAAAGACAAAGAGUUGAUGAAAGAUGCAGAAGCUGAUUUGAAGAUGAGUUCUGUUGAUCUGAACAAUGUGACCGAUAACAAAGCGAACGAUCAGCUACAAACAUAUCGCACUGAUGAUUUUAAUCAAAAUGUUGGCCAAGACUUCAAUAUCUCAGAGGAGUCUGCCGCGCCUCAGGAUGAAAAGGAUGAAACAAAAAUUCACGACAAUUCUACCGUAGCCACGGUUGUUAACGACGAAUCAAAUGAAAACGUUACCGCCUAUUCGAUAGGUGAAUCAAGUAGUGAGCAAAUGCAAGUUGAACCCAUAGAAGUUGAUGCAAAAGUUUCCGAUGAGUUGCCGAAAGAACCGCAAGAUAAUACUGAUUUGCAAGCGCAAUUUGGCUCCGAUGAAGAUUGCAUAAGCGCCGGGGAAGAGACUGCUACUGCCCGAAAUAUUAAAACUGAGACAACCAUUGAUACCACAAAAUCUAAACGAAAAAGUAAAAAAGUUGUUAAGAAAAUUAAAAAACCGUCAGAAGAAAACAAAAAGUCGGACUCACAAAUCAAAAAAGUCUCUGUUCGACGUAAGGUUGUUAAGAAACCAAACGUUGCAAAUAACCUGACAGAAUACGAGAUUGACAAAACUUAUAAUGAAAAAGAUGCUGAUCAAGAAGAAACUGAAAUUGUUGUUCCGGAUGAUGUUCCAAAUCAGCGAGAGUUGACAAACGUGACAGAACCCGAUUUGGUGAUAAAACCUGUUGAUAUGGACAACGAGAUUGAAAACAAAACACAUGUCGAGCUAGAAACAUAUAAUACUGACAAUACAGACCAAGAAAAACCCUUGUCCGAUGAAGUCACAAAAGACAAAGAGGUGAUAAAAGAUGCAGAAGAUGAUUUGAAGAUGAGUCCUGUUGAUCUGAACAAUGUGACUGAUAACAAAGCGCACGAUCAGCUACAAACAUAUCGCACUGGUGAUCUUAAUGAAAAUCUUGGACAAGACUUCAAUAUCUCAAAGGAGUCUGGCGCGCCUCAGGAUGUAAAGGAUGAAACAAAAAUUGACGACAAUUCUCCCGUAACCACAGUUGUUAACGACGAAUCAAAUGAAAACCUUACCGCAUAUUCGAUAGGAGAAUCAAUUAAAGACCGAAUGCAAGUUGAACAUAUAGAAAUUGAUGCAAAAGUUUCCGAUGAGUUGCCGAUAGAACCGCAAGAUGAUACAGACUUGCAAGCACAAUUUAGGUCCAAUGAAGAUGGCAUAAGCGCCGGGGAAGAGACUGCUGUUGCCCAAAAUAUUAAAACUGAGACAACCAUUGAUACCACAAAAUCUGAACGGAAGAGUAAAAAAGUUGUAAAGAAAAUUAAAAAACCGUCAGAAGAUAACAAAAAGUCUGAAUCAUUCAGUAAAAAAGUUUCUGUUCGACGUAAGGUUGUUAAGAAGCCCAACAUUGCAAUGGAACUGAAAAAAGACGAAAUUGGCAAAACUUUUGAUGAAAAAGAUGCUGAUCAAGAAGAAACUGAAAUUGUAGUUCCAGAUGAUGUUCCAAAUCAACAAGAGUUGACAAACGUGACAGAACCCGACUCGGUGAUAAAACCUGUUGAUAUGGAAAACGAGAUUGAAAACAAAACACAUGUUGAGCUAGAAACAUAUAACCAAGAAAAACCUUCGUCCGAUGAAAUCAUAAACCCCAAAGAGGUGAUAAAAGAUGCAAAAACUGAUUUGAAGAUGAGUUCUGUUGACCUUAACAAUGCGACUGAUAACAAAGCACACGAUCAGCUACAAACAUAUCGCACUGAUGAUGUUAAUCAAAAUCUUAGCCAAGACUUCAAUAUCUCAAAAGAGUCCGGCGCGCUUCAGGAUGCAAAAGAUGAAAUACAAAUUGACGACAAUUCUACCGUAACCACAGUUGUUAACGACGAAUCAAAUGAAAACGUUAUCGCAUAUUCAAUAGGUGAAACAUGUAAUGAGCAAAUGCAUGUUGCAGAUAUAGAAAUUAAUGCCAAAGUUUCCGAAGAGUUGCCGAUAGAAUCGCAAGAUAAUACAAACUUACAAGCACAAUUUGGCUCCGAUGAAGAUCGCAUAAGCGCCGGGGAAGAGACUGCUGUUGCCCAAAAUAUUAAAAAUGAGACAACCAUUGAUAUCACGAAAUCUGAACGGAAAAGUAAAAAAGUUGUUAAGAAAAUUAAAAAACCAUCAGAAGAUAACAAAAAUAUGGAAUCACCAGUUAAAAAGGUUUCUGUUCGACGUAAGGUUGUUAAAAAGCCUAACGUUGCAAUUAAACUAGGUGAAGACGAGGUUGUUAAAAUUAAUAAGAAACAAGGGGGCGAUGGUGAGGAAGCCACAAAUAUCAUCUCCGAUGAGGCUCAGAAUCAACAUAAGUUGAUAAACGUUGCAGAAAUAAAUUUGGAAAUGCAGUCUGUUGAUACGGACAACGAGAUUGAAAACAAAACACACAUUGAGCCAGAAACUUAUUACACUGACAAUGUCAUUUUGAAUCUUAGCCAAGAUUUACAAAACCCCCAAAAAUAUGCCUUACUUGGUGAAGUAAUUGAUGAACCAAAAACAAAAGAUAGAUUAACCGAAACUGCGGCCACGAUGGUCGAAACAAGCGAUAACAUCACCGCCCAGAUUAUGGAAGUUACAAGUAGUAAUCAAAUGCAUGUAGAAAAUGACACAAUAGGGUCUGGGGAGUUGGCGAUAAAACUUCAAGACGAUAAGGAUGUGCAAACUCAAGUUGUAUCUGCCGAAGAACGUACAGGUGACGAGCAAGAGAUUGCUGACGCCAAUAAUAUUAAAAGUGAAACAAACAUUGAUACUACAAAAUCUGGACGGAAGAGUAGAAAAGUUGUGAAGAAAAUUAAAAAAACAUUGGAAGGUGACAAAAAAUCGGAUUCACCACAUAAAAAGAUUUCCGUUAGGCGUAAAGCAACAAAGAAACAAGGCGAUGAAGUGAAAGUUGCAGAAGACGAAGUUGCCACGGGUAAUGCGGAAAAUCAAGAUAACCAAGAAAACUCUGAAACUGCUAUCUCCGAUAAAGUGCAAGAUCACGAAGAGUUGAAUAAAGAUGCAGUAACCGAAUUGAAGAACGCCUUUGUUGACGUGGAUAAUGCGACUGAUAACAAAGCAUUUGAUCAGCUCCAAACAUAUCUUACUGGGGAUGACAAUCAAAAUCUUGUCCAGGACUCUGAUAUCACAAAGAAAUAUGCCGUGCCCCAGGAUGCAAUGGGUGACACAGAAAUUGAUGAUAAUUCAACCAUAACCAUAGUUACAGCAAAUGAAAACGUUAUCGCAUAUUCGACAAAUGAUUCAAGUAACGAUCAAAUGCAAGUAGAACAAAUAAAAUUCGAUGCAAUAGUAUCCGAGGAGUUCCCGAUGGAACUCCAAGACGAUAUGGAUGUAAAAGCACAAAUUGUCUCAACUGCCGAAGACCGCGUAGACGGCGGGCAAGAGACUGCUGUUACCGAAGGUAUUAAUAAAGAGACUACCAUUGAAAUCAUAGAACCUGAUCGGAAGAGUAAAAAAGUUGUGAAAAAAAUUAAAAAACCGUCGGAAGAAAACAAAAAGUCGGAAUCAUCAGUUAAAAAAGUUUCUGUUCGACGAAAAAUUAAAAAACAUGCAGAAAAAGAGGUUGGUAAAGUUAUUGAUGAGAAAGAUGCUGAUAAAAGAGAAACUGAAAAUGUUAUCCCGGAUGAUGUUCAAAAUGAACAAGAGUUGGCAAACGUUUCAGAACCGCAUUCGGUGAUAAAACCUGUUGAUGCGAACAACGAGGGUGAAAACAAAACGCAAAUUGAGGUGGAAACAUAUAAUGCUGACAAUGUUAAUUUAAAUCCCAGCCAAGAUUUUCAAGGCCUAAAAGAAUAUGUCUUGCCUGAUGAAGAAAGUGAAGAAACAAAAACGGAAGGUAGUUCAGCCGAAAAUGCAGUCAUGAAAGACAAAACGAAUGAGAACAUAACAACCCAAUUUCUGGAAGAUUCAAAUAACAACCAAAUGCACCAAGGUAAUGUAAAAUUCCAUACAGUGGGGUCCGGGGAGUUGUCCAUUAAACUCCCAGACGAUGUAGGCGUUGUUUCUACUGAAGAACGUACAUGCGAUGAGCAAGAGACUGCUGUCGCCAAACAUAUUGAAAUUGAGAUAAACAUUGAUACUGCAAAAUCUGAACGAAAGAGUAAAAAAGUUGUAAAGAAAAUUAAAAAGCCCAUGAAUAAUGACAAUAAGUCUGAUAACCCACCGAAAAAAAUUUCGAUUAGGCGCAAGAUUAUUAAGAAGCCAAAAGACACAGAGGACCCUAGUGAAGAUGUGUCUGACAUAAUAGGUACAGAACAACAAACUAUUGAUGAAACUGAAAAAAUGGCCCACACUGACAUUCAAACUCCACAACAAGAGUUGUUGAAAGUUUCAGAAGGCAAUUUACAAAUAGAUGCAUCAGAUCUAAUUACAGACAAUGAAAAUAAAAUAGACAUUGAUCAACAAGAACAUAAAAGAGAUGAUCAAAAUAAUCACGAUGAUUUCCCAAUGUCACCAGAACACGUUUUGCCUGAUGAAGUACCCGAUGAUAAAAACGUCGUGAUGAAUCGCACUCAAAAUUUAGACAAAGAAGAACAAGAAACGAGUCAAUCCUCGAAUUUAAAAGCCGAUCUACCGGACGGUGAAGAAGAUAUUGUUGCCGCAAACGAAUCACUUCCCGAAACACUCAAUUUGGAAAGUACCGCGAACGAACUACCAGCUACUGAUGUUCACAUAGAUUUGACAGAAAAAUCAGACAAUUUGGAACUUGAUGGAACAGAUCUAGAUCCGUUGGCGACUGCCCAACUGCACGAUGCCCAUAGCACCAAGAAAAUUGUCAAAAAAACGAAAACACUUUCCACAGCCGGGGAGAGUUUAAAAAAACCAUCCGUCAGGCGAAAGGUCAUCAAGAAGAAAGAAAAAUCAAACAAAGAAGUUUCUCAAGAUAGCGAAAUUGAAACUAGCAAAGAAAACCCCAAAGGGUCGACCGAAAAUAAGGAGGGAGAGUAUCUUAUGGAAGAAAUUGAUUCCGGAACUAAAGCGUCAGUGCCUGUUGAAACAAGCUGUAAUUUGACUCUAAAAACUAUUUCUUCUAAUCUAACCAUGACGGAAGAUGGAGGGGACAUUGCUGAAGCAAAGCCAUCUAAAAAAAGCAUAAAGGUAUUGAAGAAAUCGGUGAAAAAAGACCUGGACGAAAAGGAUUCGAACAAAGACGAUUCCCCAACACCAAAGAAAAGUUCCACUCGCCGAAAAGUCGUAAAGCGCACAAAAUAAUAAAACUAUGCACGGGAGGUGGACUUUUCA
Molecule: messenger RNA, 15180 nt
Organism: Styela clava
Lineage: Eukaryota; Metazoa; Chordata; Ascidiacea; Stolidobranchia; Styelidae
Biological process (GO): intracellular protein transport
Molecular function (GO): small GTPase binding
Source: RefSeq, a predicted model, not a curated record